GGAGAAAGGUCCAAAUUUCCCAAACCCCCAGCAUGAUCCUCCUCUUUCUUUCAGUUUCAUAGACAGAGAUAGAUGUCUCCUCUUUCUCUCUCACUCACCACUUCCAAUUUCUCCUCGAAUUUGAAAACGACUGCUCCCCCAAAAUCUCCCCUCUGCUAACUGCUUACUCAUACUUCAAUUUUUUAGUUUCUUUUCUCAAGAAUCUUCAAGAUGAGGCAACCCAACGGGGAGAGCAUCAAAUCCCAUUUCAAGAAAUCCAUAAUCAUGGCCAGCCCCAGAUGCUGCCCUCAUCUAGCUUCGAUCCGGCGUCGUCCCACGAUGAUUUUCUGGAGCAAAUGCUCUCCUCCGUGCCUUCUUCCGCCGCCUCCUCCUUCCCCUGGGCCGACGACCAGGGGGCGACGGGUAUGGUGGGAAACUUGGAGGAGCCGUCAGCGGCGGUGUUGGCUUCGAAGAUGAGGCAGCAACAGAUCAGCAAUGGUGCCGCCAAGGCUUUGCUGCUUCAACAGCAGUUGUUGCUCUCCAGAGGCCUCGCCGCGGCCGCCAAUGGGCAGAUGCCUCAUGCUGACCACAACGACGUCGUCGAUGCUCCCUCCUUCAAUUCUGCUAAUCUGGCUAACGAUGCAUCAGUUAAAGCUCUCUUCAGUGGUUUCUCCGGAUCCCUUGGUCAAACUUCAAAUCAUGCUCAGCAUUUCCACAACCCUCAGGGAGGAGGAGCACUGCCGCAGACCCAGAAUUUUGGAGCCCCGGCGACUCCAGCGAUGAGUCAGCCGGCGGCGAGCGGUUCUAGCGGUGGAGGGGCGGCGGGACAGCCGAGGCAAAGAGUGAGAGCGAGAAGAGGACAGGCUACUGACCCUCACAGCAUCGCUGAAAGAUUACGGAGAGAGAGAAUUGCGGAGAGAAUGAAGGCUUUACAGGAGCUUGUACCCAAUGCUAAUAAGACAGACAAGGCCUCAAUGCUGGAUGAGAUCAUCGACUAUGUCAAGUUCCUCCAGCUCCAAGUCAAAGUUCUGAGUAUGAGCAGAUUAGGGGGUGCUGCAGCUGUUGCUCCUUUAGUUGCUGAUAAGUCCACUGAGGGAAGGAGCGGUAACGGCAUGCAAACAGCAUCAUCAUCAAACGAGGGAAUGACAGUGGCGGAGCAGCAGGUGGCUAAGCUGAUGGAGGAGGACAUGGGCUCCGCCAUGCAGUAUCUUCAAGGAAAGGGCCUUUGCCUCAUGCCCAUUUCUCUGGCCACCGCCAUCUCCACCGCCACAUCCCACUCCAGGAACCCCUUGGCGUCCUCCAACAACCCACUCCUAAACGGUGAGCCUGGUGGCCCCUCCUCGCCUAGCAUGUCGGCUUUGACUGUGCAGUCUGCCACGAUUGGCGGUGCCAGUGGUGGAGAAGUCUCCCUUAAAGACCCCACAGCCGCUUCCAAGAAGGAGUGAUCCUAACUGGUUCUUUACCACAUCUUGUAGGAAGAGAAGUGACCAUCAAGUCUGUUGACAAAACAAUAAAGGCCUUCAUUCUUUUAGGUUUCUUGUUAUAUCAUCAUGCUUGUAAAUGAGAGCUUUAACUGAAGCUAACAACUGUGAGAAUCCCAAUGGGCUUUGGGUUUUCUAUGGUGGAUCCGUUCCGCAAUUUUAGUUUUACUUUUCACAUUGGAUCGCAUCAUAUCAUAGUCGAUUCAAAUAUUCAAUGAUUGUGAUUGAAUCAAAAGAACGAAUAACAGAACAGUGAGUUCUUGCA
This is a messenger RNA of Sesamum indicum (sesame), 1725 nucleotides long. RefSeq names its product bHLH transcription factor RHL1. Gene Ontology annotation, molecular function: RNA polymerase II cis-regulatory region sequence-specific DNA binding; protein dimerization activity; DNA-binding transcription factor activity, RNA polymerase II-specific. Gene Ontology annotation, cellular component: nucleus. The record is from RefSeq and is a predicted model, not a curated record. NCBI's taxonomy places the organism in Eukaryota, Viridiplantae, Streptophyta, Magnoliopsida, Lamiales, Pedaliaceae. Gene Ontology annotation, biological process: regulation of transcription by RNA polymerase II.